This is a messenger RNA of Notolabrus celidotus (New Zealand spotty), 1320 nucleotides long. It is a transcript of the gene tnnt2c, whose product is annotated as troponin T2c, cardiac. The record is from RefSeq and is a predicted model, not a curated record. The transcript has a single exon. Gene Ontology annotation, molecular function: troponin I binding; tropomyosin binding; troponin C binding. The coding region runs from base 170 to 1039 and encodes 289 amino acids. NCBI's taxonomy places the organism in Eukaryota, Metazoa, Chordata, Actinopteri, Labriformes, Labridae. Gene Ontology annotation, cellular component: troponin complex. Gene Ontology annotation, biological process: sarcomere organization; cardiac muscle contraction; regulation of muscle contraction.
GGUGCUGAGAAAAUAGACUCUUCCAUCUGUCUGAAAACCCGCCCUGGAGACUCAGCCUGCUGUCACAUGACCAGGACGAGCCCUUAAAAACCCCCAAACCACACGCCUGAGAGGCUUCUGUGUUCAGACGGCAGCUGGUCUCUGUGUUCAUCCUCGGCCUUCAACAGUCAUGUCUGACACCGAGGAGAUUGUGGAGGAGUACGAGCAGGAGGAGGAAGAGGAGGAGGUUCAAGAAGAGGUAGAAGAAGUAGAGGAAGAAGAGGAGAAGGUUCAAGAGGAGGUAGAAGAAGAAGAAGAAGAGGAGGUAGAAGAAGAAGAAGAGGAUGAGAAGGAGGAAAAUGAGCAGGAAGAGGAGUCCAAACCAAAACAUAAGACGACUUAUGUCCCAAACAUCGCUCCUCCAAAACUCCCUGAUGGCGAGAAGGUGGAUUUUGACGACCUGCACCGCAAGAGAGUGGAGAAGGACUUCAACGACCUCCAGUCCCUGAUCGAGUCCCACUUCUCCACCCGCCAGAAGGAGGAGGAAGAGCUGGUGGCCUUGAGGAGCCGCAUCGAACGCCGCAGAUCAGACAGAGCCGAGCAGCAGCGCGUUCGAUCCGAGCAGGACCGCGAACGCCAAGCACGCCUUGCCGAGGAGAAAGCGAAGCGCGAAGAGGAGGCCGCCAAGCUCCGUGCCGAUGAAGAGGCGAAGAAGAAGAUGAUAUUCUCCAACAAGUCUUUCGGUGGCUACCUCCAGAAGGUGGACCAGAAGAAGGGCAAGAAGCUGACGGCGCGCGAGGAGAAGAAGAAGGCCCUGAUGGAGCGCAAGAAGCCGCUCAACAUCGACCACCUGAACCAGGAGAAGCUGGUGGAGAAGGCUCAGGAUCUGCUGCAGUGGCUGAAACAGCUGCACGCCGAGAAGUUUGACCUCGGCGAGAAGCUCAAGAGGCAGAAGUAUGAAAUCAGCGUGCUCAGGAACCGAGUCAGCGACCACCAGAGGGGAUCCAAAGCAUCCAAGACCUCCAGGGGAGCCAAGGGGAAGUCCGGCUCCUGGAAGUGAGCGCCACUUUGUAUUUUCUACGGACUAUUAGGCUCCUGUUCACGACCGUCUGAUGAAAGCUCUCUGAUGGAUUGUGUGUGGAUGAGGGGCGGCUCCAUGUUUGGACUCGAGUUAAUCAAGUGAAGGUCAUGAAAUCUAUAAAGGUCUGACUGAACUCAUGUAGCUGCUGGUACUCUCAGGUGUAUCUGUUCGUCACAAGCCGGCAUUAAAUCUGACAAAAUGUGUGGUUGUGUUUAUUUACGACUUUGAUAAAACACUCUGUGUGGUUCUUUGUGAUUCAU